AUGGUUCAAAUCGCUCCCGGUACCACCUUCUUUGACACCAUCCCGAAGUCCUUCGCGGACGUCCCUAUCGAUGCGGCCAAUGGGGAUGCUAUUGCUACUGCCGAGUUCCUAGAAGCUGCUUCGUCCUUGGUGACUCUGUUCGAUGUCCUCGGAUCUGCGGCUUUCACUCCCGUCAAGAACGACUUGUUGGGCAACAUCAAGAAAGUACAAGACCGCUUGAACCAGGCUCCUGAUGAGUCUCGCACUCUUCAGGACCUUGUUCGGAACGAACUAAAGACUAAGAAGCACACCGCUACCGAAGGUCUGCUCUGGCUUGUCCGUGGUCUGGAUUUCACCGCACAGGCUCUCCGCCACAACAUCAAUAACGCCGCCUCCGAGCUCUCUGUUUCCUUCAGGGAAGCAUAUGGCGGUACCCUCAAGCCUCACCACUCUUUCCUCGUCAAGCCUAUCUUUUCCGCCGCCAUGUCUGCCACCCCAUACCGUGCCGAUUUCUACAAGAAGCUUGGUGAUGACCAGGCCAAGGUGAAUGCUCAGAUGGACAAGGAGAUUGCCGCUCUGGAGAAGAAUGUGGCUAUCCUUAAGACCUUCCUGGAUAGCAAGGAGGCCAAAUGGUAA
Messenger RNA from Penicillium chermesinum, 615 nucleotides. Its product is annotated as GLTP domain-containing protein. Gene Ontology annotation, cellular component: cytoplasm; membrane; cytosol. The coding region runs from base 1 to 615 and encodes 204 amino acids. NCBI's taxonomy places the organism in Eukaryota, Fungi, Ascomycota, Eurotiomycetes, Eurotiales, Aspergillaceae. The record is from RefSeq and is a predicted model, not a curated record. Gene Ontology annotation, molecular function: ceramide 1-phosphate binding; ceramide 1-phosphate transfer activity. Gene Ontology annotation, biological process: ceramide transport; intermembrane lipid transfer. The transcript is spliced from 4 exons.